UGCCUGCUCAGCGAUGUUGCCCGCAGUGUGCUUUUUGCAGCAUCUGCACCAGCCUCCAUAAUCAUUCAAGGAGAAAGCACCACGAUGAAUACUAACAAUAACAACAACAGCAGAAGCAGCAGCAGCAGCAGCAGCAACAGAGGCAGCAACUAACUGCUGAGUGUGCAGCAAGAAUGAUGCCUAGAUUGCAGUGUUUUGGCUGCCAUGAGAUGAGAGCUUCUGCUGUUGGAAGCCGUAUGGAUUAGUGUAAGAGCUGAGUUUUGGUGUAUUUUGUGAUUUAUUUUUUUUAUUUUUUUAGUUCUUUUAUAAAUAUUUGGAAUGAUUGCACUGGUUGGCCGUGGAUUAGGAUCAGGAUCAGGUACCGUCGCCAGAGGACUGUUCCCAUGAUAAUGGGAAGUACCUGGAAGGCUAUUCCACAAAAUGACUACUUACAACUACUGCUUGCAGUUCAGCAGUGGUACUGGUCUAUAAACAAACAGAUUGAACUGGGGUUCUUGUACAGCACCGCACAACACCGAAAGCUCAUGGCCUGGAUCAAAAGAACGCAGGGCUGCAGUGUGAAGUGCUGUGCAGUAGCUACUAGCUAAACUAACUUUGUACACAUACGCACAGAGGGUGAGAUUCACACUGUGAGGAAGAAGAAGAAGAAGAAGAAGAAGAAGAAGAAUUGCGGAUACACGGCCACCUCAACGGUGCCUGUCGCUAAAAAUCUCAUGGCUGCGCUCACUAGGAGCAGGAAGAUCGCCGCUGCUGCAGCUCGCUAUUUGGCCCAUGCAACCUAAGGAGCUGUAGGAAGAAGAAUCAGCACUGGCAGCAGCUUUUGGGGCGAUGCUCACAUGCUCUUGCUUCGUUUCAAGGGACUCAUGGAAACGGCCCGUGGCGGCCUAUUUCCCAUUCAACAGCUGGAACGUUAGGUUGUGAAGGCAAGAGAGAGAAAGAAAAGGUGAUACUUCGGUACGCCACUGCGGGUACAAAGUUGAUGGGGAAAAGGGAAGCAUGGCAAUGGCUAGAAUUCAGUGAGUCCCACCAUAGCCGCUGUUGUCACUCGUGCAUGGACUACAAUCCAGAGGAUCCAGGAGUUCACAGCUGCUGCUGCUGCUGCUGCUGCUGGGCCAGGGUUGCAGUCUUCCGCCACCACAGACGCCGCCUCGAUGCUAAUACCUCCAGCAGGAAGGCACUACCUGUAUCUCUCCACCUCUGGUUCUCAUUCCUGCCGAAAUCACCAACCGGUGGCUGCGGUUGCAAUGGAAGUUUAGCAAAAACCGAAAUCUUCCGGUAGGUGGUCCCUGGACGAAGGACACCGGUCCGUUAUUUACCGGCCUCGAACUUAACACCCACCGCGAAUUCGGAUCCUGUUUUGUUUUGUUAUGAUAACUGCGGGGUCGAUGCGAGAUCCCCUCUGGUGGUCCCUGCUAGUCCAUCUCCCCUCCAGUUGGUAAUUGCUACAGAUGAGCUGGAGGAUCGGUCUCAAGGACAUCAGGAUCAGAAUUUUGGAUGUGGGCGUAGCCCAGCUGGAGGUGCAAUCGCUCAAAUCUGUUGCAUGAUCUGGUUUUGAGUCCCACACCUACAGAGGUGUUAGGAGGCGGAUCAUUGUGGAGUAAAGCUCACAGCUGCUCGAAGUCGCUGCAAGGGGAUCAAAAAUGCCAGAGGUGCGCCAUUCUGUGCAGCACCCUCCUGUCAAUGUUAAUGAUGAACCACAUACUGAUUCUCAAGUGUCAUUUGUCCCGUCCAUUAGCUUGUGGAAGGUGGUGGAGCUCUACGUGGUGAUGCACUGUGAAGCCUGUGCAGCUUCUGUGAAAAGAGCUGUCAAAAAGAUACCUGGUGUUGAGUCUUCCAAAAUAGAUUAUUGCGGACAGAAGGUGACGGUAACAGGAAACGUGGACAAGGAGAAUGUUUGGCGGCACAUCCGCAAGACAGGGAAGCGCGUCGCACUGAUCUCCAAGCCUGAACCGCCGAAGGAAGAGCCCAAGAAGGCUGAGAAGAAAGUAGAAAGCAAGGAGGUGAAAAAGGAAGACGAGAAAGAGAGGGACAACAAGUUGGAGGAGAAGAACGCAGUUCCGAUUGAUGAAAAGAAACAGGAAAAAACUGAAGAGACAGAAGAGACCAAUCUUCUGGAGAGGAAAGAAGCAACAGUCGUGGUGCGCAAAAAGUCAGUGUACUGGCCAGCCGUAAAACUCUGGAAGUUACUAAUUCCGCGGGAGGUGAAGGUGCACGAGAAGGAAAAGGUAACUGUUGUGGGGAUAAAAGAAGAGGAGAAAGAGGAGACUAAACAGGAGGAGAAGAAAGAAGAGCAAUCUGAGGGAAAAGAGGAAGCCAAAUCGGAGGGGCAGAAAGAAGCGGAGAAGCCUAAGGAACCUGAGUGGGUACCUAUGUUCGUAAGUGCUCCAUUUUACACCCUGCCCAGCAGAAUUUAUUAGUUGCUCAUCCCCUGGGAGAUCUCCAGAAGCUCUCUCGAAGUCCUAAACCUGGAUUUCAAACUCUGAAGGGAUUGUAUUUGUGUUAGAGCGUCAACACCUAGCUUGGACCCCCUAACUUAGGGCUGGGCAGCUUUUGAAAUAUAAUGAAUCGGCAAGGUAGCCAAGGCACCGAACUCCCGCAGUCCCUUUAAAACUUGCUUCGUUCUUCUUCAAGAACGUGAGAAGGCAGUCAAAGAUUUUUCUCGGUGCAUUUUCCGGUUCACUUUAAGUUCGCUGACAUAUUGAGUUUGCUCAAGAGAGAUAACUAGCUCCUGAACCUACAGAAUAGCUGACGUGAGGGAGAGAAAAAAAAAAAAAAAAAAAAAAAAAAAGAAAAAAAAAGAGGGGGGGGAUAUGCAGGACACGUGUUGUAUGAAAAUCAUGUACAGAUCAAGAAAUUCAAGUUUUUGAUAAAUGAUGCGAUUCAUUGCCUUGUACUUGAAUGAGAGAAGGAUGCUUUUCUUAACGGAGCUUGGAGGUUAUAACUUUCAAAAGAAGCUCUCAUCUGUAUGAUAGCAGAAAAUGGACUUAAGAUUAGCAGUAGAUAGUGGCAUUUCUUAAGGGAUAAACGUAGUUUGUCGUUUGUCUACUAGGUUCAUCCACAUCAUCCACAGCUUUAACAGAAAUACUGUCAGCGCCCGUGGUUCAUGACACUGUACGAAGUCAAGCAUACCUGAAGCUUUCUGCUCUGUGCAAGGCACCCAAUA
Messenger RNA from Physcomitrium patens, 3163 nucleotides. The record is from RefSeq and is a predicted model, not a curated record. Lineage: Eukaryota; Viridiplantae; Streptophyta; Bryopsida; Funariales; Funariaceae.